Molecule: messenger RNA, 3075 nt
Organism: Linum trigynum
Lineage: Eukaryota; Viridiplantae; Streptophyta; Magnoliopsida; Malpighiales; Linaceae
Source: the annotation of a GenBank genome assembly
AUGGCGUGGUUUAGAGCUGGUUCUAGCAUAGCAAAGCUUGCAAUUAGGAGGAGUCUAUCUCAGGGUGGUUCAUACACUGCCAGAACACGGGUGAAUCCUGCUCAAAGUCGGUAUUUCCAUACCACGGUCUUCAGGCCAAAGGCACAGUCUGCACCCGUACCCCGGCCUGUCCCUCUCUCUAAGCUCACUGAUAGCUUCUUAGAUGGAACCAGUAGUGUAUACUUAGAGGAGCUUCAACGUGCAUGGGAAGCUGAUCCUAGUAGUGUGGACGAGUCAUGGGACAACUUUUUCAGGAACUUUGUUGGUCAGGCUGCUACAUCUCCUGGCAUUUCAGGUCAAACUAUUCAGGAGAGUAUGCGGCUAUUGCUUCUGGUUAGGGCAUAUCAGGUUAACGGCCACAUGAAAGCUAAGCUGGACCCAUUGGCCAUGGAAGAAAGAGAGGUACCUGAUGAUCUAAACCCGGCUCUUUAUGGAUUCUCAGAAGCAGAUCUUGAUAGAGAGUUUUUCUUAGGAGUUUGGAGGAUGGCUGGGUUUUUGUCAGAGAACCGGCCUGUGCAGACCCUUAGGUCCAUAUUGACCAGGCUCGAGCAAGCUUAUUGUGGGAGUAUUGGAUUUGAAUACAUGCAUAUUGCUGAUCGUGAGAAAUGUAACUGGUUAAGGGACAAGAUUGAAACUCCUACACCGAUGCAGUACAACCGUCAACGUCGCGAGGUUAUUCUUGAUAGGCUGAUAUGGAGUACGCAGUUUGAGAACUUCUUGGCCACUAAAUGGACGACAGCCAAGAGGUUUGGACUGGAAGGUGCAGAGACAUUGAUCCCUGGCAUGAAGGAGAUGUUUGAUAGGUCUGCAGAUCUCGGUGUGGAGAGUAUCGUUAUUGGAAUGCCACAUAGAGGAAGAUUAAAUGUACUUGGAAAUGUGGUAAGAAAGCCUCUUCGCCAGAUAUUCAGCGAGUUUAGUGGUGGUACGAAACCUGUUGAUGAGGUUGGGCUCUACACGGGUACUGGUGAUGUCAAAUAUCAUUUGGGAACUUCUUAUGAUCGUCCGACUAGAGGCGGAAAGAGAAUUCAUUUGUCUCUGGUUGCAAAUCCUAGUCAUUUGGAAGCUGUGGAUCCUGUUGUUAUUGGAAAGACUAGAGCUAAGCAGUAUUACUCGAAUGAUCUGGACAGGACAAAGAACAUGGGAAUUUUGAUUCAUGGUGAUGGUAGCUUUGCUGGACAAGGUGUAGUGUAUGAGACUCUGCAUCUGAGUGCACUGCCAAAUUACAGCACUGGUGGGACUAUACAUAUUGUGGUGAACAACCAAGUAGCUUUCACAACAGAUCCUCAGGCAGGCAGGUCUUCACAAUAUUGUACCGAUGUUGCAAAGGCCUUGAAUGCCCCAAUCUUCCAUGUAAAUGGAGAUGAUGUGGAGGCCGUUGUUCAUGCUUGUGAACUUGCGGCUGAAUGGCGUCAAACUUUUCACUCCGAUGUUGUUGUAGAUUUAGUUUGUUAUCGCCGUUUUGGCCAUAAUGAGAUUGACGAGCCAUCUUUCACUCAGCCCAAAAUGUACAAGGUCAUCCGGAGUCAUCCCUCAGCUCUUCAGAUAUAUCAAAACCAAAUCUUAGAAUCUGGGCAGGUCACUCAAGAAGAUAUUAGUAAGAUAAAUGAGAAGGUCAGCGCAAUCCUGAAUGAAGAGUUUCUGGCCAGCAAAGAUUAUGUUCCUAAAAGAAGAGACUGGCUUGCCUCUCAUUGGACUGGAUUCAAAUCACCUGAGCAGGUUUCACGCAUCCGAAACACUGGGGUCAAACCUGAGAUAUUGAAGACUGUUGGAAAAGCAAUUACUUCUCUUCCAGAAACUUUUAAGCCUCACAGAGCUGUGAAGAAGGUUUAUGAGCAACGUGCCCAGAUGAUAGAAACAGGGGAAGGCAUUGAUUGGGCUGUUGGAGAAGCCCUUGCUUUUGCCACAUUGUUAGUAGAAGGUAACCAUGUUCGAUUGAGUGGUCAGGAUGUCGAAAGAGGAACAUUUAGUCAUCGCCAUUCCGUGAUUCAUGAUCAAGAAACUGGGGAGAAGUACUGCCCUCUUGACCAUGUUGUAAUGAACCAAAACGAGGAGAUGUUUACCGUCAGUAACAGCUCUCUGUCAGAAUUUGGUGUGCUUGGAUUUGAACUGGGUUAUUCUAUGGAAAGCCCAAACUCACUGGUUAUCUGGGAAGCCCAAUUCGGUGACUUUGCUAAUGGUGCUCAAGUGAUAUUUGAUCAGUUCUUGAGUAGUGGCGAGUCAAAAUGGUUGCGUCAAACUGGUCUGGUUGUGCUUCUUCCUCAUGGAUAUGAUGGCCAGGGUCCUGAACAUUCAAGUGCCCGAUUAGAGCGCUUCCUACAGAUGAGUGAUGACAAUCCCUAUGUCAUUCCUGAGAUGGACUCGACUCUGCGUAAACAAAUUCAGGAAUGCAAUUGGCAGGUUGUGAAUGUCACAACUCCUGCAAAUUACUUCCAUGUUUUGAGGAGACAGAUACACAGAGAGUUCCGUAAGCCCCUUAUCGUAAUGGCCCCCAAAAAUCUGCUUCGUCAUAAGGAUUGCAAAUCGAAUCUCUCAGAGUUUGAUGAUGUCAAAGGCCACCCUGGUUUUGACAAGCAAGGAACAAGAUUUAAGCGUCUAAUAAAGGAUCAGAAUGCACACUCUAAUCUCGAGGAGGGCAUCAGACGCCUGGUUCUCUGCUCCGGAAAGGUCUAUUAUGAGCUUGAUGAAGAACGCAAGAAGGCUGGUGCAAAGGAUGUUGCUAUUUGUAGGGUGGAACAAUUGUGCCCGUUCCCAUAUGACCUCAUUCAGCGUGAACUGAAACGAUAUCCAAAUGCCGAGGUUGUUUGGUGUCAGGAGGAGCCAAUGAACAUGGGUGGAUACAACUACGUAGCACCUCGUCUUUGCACAGCCAUGAAGGCACUCGACAGAGGCACCAUAGAUGACAUCAAGUAUGUGGGCCGUGCUCCCUCUGCAUCCACCGCUACUGGUUUCUACCAAGUCCACGGGAAGGAACAGUCGGAGUUGGUGCAGAAGGCGAUCCAACAAGAACCACUCCAUUCCCCUGCUCAAAUUGUGUAA